AUCGCUUAACCUCCGCAAAAUAAUAGACAAGGGAGGAUAGCGCGACAAGAAAAUGUGUGAGGUGGAGAGUUCGAUAUUCACGGCACGGAUUGAGAAUAUAUCAUCUCCAAUCCAUUCUCCAACAAAAUGAAUUUGUGGCUCCUCUAAAUAUUGAAUAUUGAAUAUUGAAUUAUUGAAUAUUGAAGAACAAACAUGGGGCGAGCGUUUGUGUACGUGAUACUGGGAGGUGGAGUAGCAGCUGGUUAUGCAGCUCUCGAAUUCACCAAAAAUGGUGUUUCUCCUGGUGAACUCUGCAUCAUUUCUGAAGAAUCGAUUAGUGUUUGGAUACAAGUGGCACUUAUUUUGUGAAUUAGGAUGAGGAUGUUGUACUUCUGGGCAUUGGCAUCUUCACAUACAACCGGAACCGGCUAUACCUUCCAAGGUACAUGGGCAAGGAAAUAGCCUUGGUUGUGCUAUGCACAAGGGUCUAACGGACUCUCUAAGAUACGAUCAUUUAUGGUUGCUCCUUAUGAGAGGCCUGCAUUAAGCAAAGGAUUUUUGCUUCCUGAAGCUCCUGCACGGCUUCCAUCAUUUCAUACAUGUGUUGGUUUGAAUGAGGAAAGGUUGACGACAAAAUGGUACAAUGAACAUGGCAUUGAACUUGUUCUUGGAACUCGUGUUAAGUCUGUUGAUGUAAAGCGAAAGACACUGUUGACAGCAACUGGAGAGACUAUAAGUUACAAGAUUCUCGUCGUAGCUACUGGCGCUCGGGCUUUGAAGCUUGAAGAAUUUGGGGUGAAUGCAUCAGACGCUGAAAACGUGUGUUAUUUGCGUGAUCUUGCUGAUGCGAACAAGCUUGUUGGCGGGAUCCAAUCUUGUGUUGGUGGAAAUGCUGUUGUUAUUGGUGGUGGCUAUAUAGGAAUGGAAUGUGCUGCGUCGUUGGUCAUAAACAAGAUCAAUGUGACUAUGGUCUUUCCUGAGGACCAUUGCAUGCCGCGGUUGUUCACAACCAAGAUUGCAGAUUAUUAUGAGGAUUAUUACAAGGGUAAAGGAGUCAAGUUUGUGAAAGGGACAAUCUUGAUGUCUUUUGAAUUUGAUUCGAGUGGGAAGGUUACGGCUGUGAAUCUCAAGGAUGGUAGUCGUGUACCUGCUGAUUUGGUUGUGGUGGGAAUUGGAAUCCGUCCAAAUACUAGUUUGUUUGAAGGGCAACUGUCAAUAGAGAAGGGUGGGAUUAAGGUGAAUGGAAAAAUGCAAACUAGCAAUAGCUCAGUUUAUGCAGUUGGAGAUGUAGCAGCAUUCCCAGUAAAAAUGUUUGGUGAAAUUCGUAGACUUGAACAUGUUGAUUCUGCAAGGAGGACAGCAAGACAUGCUGUGAGUGCAAUAAUGAAACCUGAGAAAACCGAAGACUUUGACUAUCUUCCAUUCUUUUAUUCCAGAGUCUUUGGUCUAUCUUGGCAGUUUUACGGGGAUAAUACAGGGGAGAUAAUUCAUUUUGGUGAUUAUUCAGGGAAAUGCUUUGGAGCUUAUUGGGUAAAAGAUGGGAUACUUGUUGGGUCUUUCCUUGAAGGCGGAAACAAAGAAGAAUAUGAGGCUUUAUCCAGAGCUACUAGGCUUAAACCUUCAGUUGAUAACUUGACUGAACUUGAAAACAAAGGUUUGAGCUUCUCCGUUGAAAUCUGCCAGAAGUUGCCACCAUCACCAAGUGUUAGCGUUGAAAGUUCCACCGAUAUACUAGUGCAAAAACCACUACACGUUUGGCAUGCAGCUGCUGGCGUUGUAUUUGCUGCUUCAGUAGCUGGCUUUGCGUACUGGUAUGGAACAAGGCGUCGAAGGUGGUGAACUAAAAUCUAUCUUUGUUAUUUUGUUUUAUUUUUAGUUAAGGCUUGUCGUAAAUUACAUAACACCAGUAACCAACUAGUGGUUACUGGUUACUGGCUUGGGAUAUAUUCACACUUAAUUUUGGCAGAUCAUUUUGUGUUAAUCAAUGGAUCGUUAUGUAUUCUAUACAGUAUUCCAUAUUAUAUUUGUUUAUAAGGUAAGAAAAAUACACACGGAGACCCUCCUCUCGAGAGUUUUUUCCUAGUU
This is a messenger RNA of Spinacia oleracea (spinach), 2064 nucleotides long. RefSeq names its product monodehydroascorbate reductase 4, peroxisomal. The coding region runs from base 496 to 1818 and encodes 440 amino acids. The transcript has 8 exons. The record is from RefSeq and is a predicted model, not a curated record. Gene Ontology annotation, molecular function: oxidoreductase activity, acting on NAD(P)H. Lineage: Eukaryota; Viridiplantae; Streptophyta; Magnoliopsida; Caryophyllales; Amaranthaceae. Gene Ontology annotation, cellular component: cytoplasm.